CCGGCCCGCAGCAGCCGCAACAGCCACAAGCGCAGGCGGCGGGGCACGCGGCCACUUUUGCCCACGGCCCCACCCCGCCGCACCCGAGGCCGCACAGCGUCACAGAGCGCAUGCGUGCCGCGGGGGAUGCCGGGAGCGCGCAGUGGCGGCACCGGCGGCGACAGCAGUCACAGCGGAGACUACAGCGGGGACGCGAGCGGGGCGGUGACCGUGUGGGAGGUGGUCUCACUCUUGGGGAAGCUGCUGGGUACCGUCGCCGCGCUGAAGGUGGUUCUGUACCUGCUCCGGGUGUGCUUAGCGAUGGCCUGGAAAUCCGGCGGCGCCAGCCACUCGGAGCUAAUCCACAAUCUCCGCAAAAAUGGAAUCAUCAAAACAGAUAAAGUAUUUGAAGUAAUGCUGGCCACAGACCGUUCCCACUAUGCAAAAUGUAAUCCUUAUAUGGAUUCUCCACAAUCAAUAGGUUUCCAAGCAACAAUCAGUGCUCCACACAUGCAUGCAUAUGCGCUAGAACUUCUAUUUGAUCAAUUGCAUGAAGGAGCUAAAGCUCUCGAUGUAGGAUCUGGAAGUGGAAUCCUUACUGCAUGUUUUGCACGUAUGGUUGGCUCUAGUGGAAAAGUCAUAGGAAUUGACCACAUUAAAGAACUAGUAGAUGACUCAAUAAAUAAUGUCAGAAAGGACGAUCCAAUGCUUUUGUCUUCAGGGAGAGUGCAACUUGUUGUGGGGGAUGGAAGAAUGGGGUACGCCGAAGAAGCCCCUUAUGAUGCUAUUCAUGUAGGAGCUGCAGCGCCAGUUGUGCCGCAGGCACUGAUAGACCAGUUAAAGCCUGGUGGGAGAUUGAUAUUGCCAGUUGGUCCCGCAGGUGGAAACCAGAUGUUGGAGCAGUACGACAAGCUACAGGACGGCAGUGUCAAAAUGAAACCCCUGAUGGGAGUGAUAUACGUGCCUUUAACAGAUAAAGAGAAGCAGUGGUCCAGGAUUUCCAGUGCUAUGUUGAAUAAAAGUGGCGAGAGUGGGCAUCCUUGUCUUGUUCCUGAUCUUAGAGGAAAAGCUUUCAGCUUUUCACCACUGAGUAUGAUGUUAGCUGUGGGCUUAUCAUAUAUGGCCUUUAUUAUGUUGAGGGAUGAACUGUAAAAGCGCCAUCAGCUUGACCAGUAUAUAAUAUUACAGUGGAUUGCUCAUCUCAGUCCUCAGAGCUUUUUGAAAACCAACAGCAUCACAGCUUGUUUUGGACUUCGUUACACUAUUAUUUUCAGCAUGAAAAUGUGUGGUUUUGUAGGGUUUCUAGUUCUUCAAAGAGGCACAGAAGCCGAGUUGGUGAAAGAACGAUGCAGAGUAUAAAUUUGUGUAUUAUUACUUUAACACGCCCACAUUUUACUUUUAAAAUAUUAAAAGACGGGGUUCCACUAAAUGGAAGACCUAGUUUGUGAAUUAAUUUCGAGGAGUGGUUUUUCUUAGACACUUAAUUCUGUUUCAAUAUUAAUUUAUCAAAAUGCUCUUGUGCAUAUCAGAUAACACCACCGUUCACAAGUUAAGAUUCCUGGUUUUUGGAUGUCUGUUAGCUGCCACUAAGAAAAUAGAGAUGAGCUUCCUUUUUAAAGCUUUUGAUGUGGUGUCAUAGAGUAGCAUGUUGUAGAUACAAUCAGCUGCUUUGUUACCUUAAAACUAAGCAUUUGUAAAUAUUAAAACUUGAGAAGAUGGCAGGUGAUGUCCUUUAACACACUUAGCUGUUCAGAUUGGACGUAACUAACAUAGUUCUUCCUUUCCCUCUUUACAAUUUUAGGAGACUUGUAGCUCAGUAUCGUUUUUUCUGUUUCUAAUUUGCUGCUGAUAAUGUAUAUGAAUUUACCAUGCUGUAUAAGCUGGGGCCCGGUCACUGAACAGUUUAUGCAGUGCUGCUUUGCCAAAUAAAGUUAAAAGUAAAAGA
Molecule: messenger RNA, 1924 nt
Organism: Mustela lutreola (European mink)
Lineage: Eukaryota; Metazoa; Chordata; Mammalia; Carnivora; Mustelidae
Gene: PCMT1
Product: protein-L-isoaspartate (D-aspartate) O-methyltransferase
Exons: 9
Coding region: 127-1131 (334 amino acids)
Biological process (GO): protein modification process
Cellular component (GO): cytoplasm
Molecular function (GO): protein-L-isoaspartate (D-aspartate) O-methyltransferase activity
Source: RefSeq, a predicted model, not a curated record